UUUCCUCUUUCACUUUCCCCCUAGUUUCUCUCUCUACGUUCUACAGUUUUUACAUACAAAUACAGAUAUAUAUAUAGAUAUAUAUCUGCGCCUGGAGGCUUGGCCUAGGGUUUAUCGGGGAGAGAAAGAGGAGUGGAAAAUGGGGCAGCAAUCGUUGAUCUACAGCUUCGUGGCGCGUGGGACUGUCAUCCUGGCGGAGUACACUGAGUUUACCGGGAACUUCACUGGAAUCGCCGCGCAGUGCCUCCAGAAACUUCCCGCCACCAACAACAAGUUCACCUACAACUGCGAUGGCCACACCUUCAAUUAUCUCGUUGAGGAUGGAUUUACAUACUGUGUUGUGGCUGUUGAAUCUGUUGGAAGACAGCUUCCUAUUGCAUUUCUUGAGCGAAUUAAGGAUGAUUUUACCAAGAAAUACGGUGGUGGAAAGGCUGCUACGGCUGUUGCCAAUAGCCUCAACAGAGAGUUUGGAUCCAAAUUGAAGGAGCAAAUGCAGUAUUGUGUGGAUCAUCCUGAGGAGAUCAGUAAGCUUGCGAAAGUGAAAGCUCAAGUUUCAGAAGUUAAAGGCGUGAUGAUGGAAAACAUUGAAAAGGUUCUUGAUCGUGGAGAGAAAAUUGAGCUUCUGGUGGAUAAAACUGAGAAUCUUCGCUCUCAGGCACAAGAUUUUAGGACACAAGGAACCAAGAUGAGGAGAAGGAUGUGGUUGCAAAACAUGAAGAUAAAGCUGAUUGUUCUUGCCAUUAUCGUGGCCUUGAUCCUGAUAAUAGUUUUAUCAGUCUGUGGUGGAUUCAAAUGCCAUUAGUGUGUGUUGAAUAGGUGGUCGUCGAUGGAUUACUUAAAUAUUCAGCUUUCUCUCCCCAAAAUUUUUUGGUGAUACAUUUUGCCCUUUGCUGUAAUUUGUACUUUUGUCAUAUAACAUGGUGUAUAGUUUGUAUUUCUGUAUCUUCUGAAUAUAUUAGUAGACGAGUCAAAUUUGUGGCAAUGAAGUUUGAAAUCUUGCUGUGUUUGUUGCUCCA
Sesamum indicum (sesame) is the source of this 1016-nucleotide messenger RNA. RefSeq names its product vesicle-associated membrane protein 721. The record is from RefSeq and is a predicted model, not a curated record. Gene Ontology annotation, biological process: vesicle-mediated transport. Gene Ontology annotation, cellular component: membrane. NCBI's taxonomy places the organism in Eukaryota, Viridiplantae, Streptophyta, Magnoliopsida, Lamiales, Pedaliaceae.